Zonotrichia leucophrys gambelii is the source of this 1295-nucleotide messenger RNA. RefSeq names its product borealin-2-like. Gene Ontology annotation, biological process: mitotic sister chromatid segregation. Gene Ontology annotation, cellular component: chromosome, centromeric region; spindle midzone; chromosome passenger complex. The coding region runs from base 319 to 1149 and encodes 276 amino acids. Lineage: Eukaryota; Metazoa; Chordata; Aves; Passeriformes; Passerellidae. The transcript has 10 exons. The record is from RefSeq and is a predicted model, not a curated record.
CCCUCAGAGUACAUAUUUCCUCUCUAUUAUCUAACCUCAGUUUCCCCCCUUUCAAUUUGUACCCAUUCCCCUCGUCCUGUCACUUACAGGUGCCAAGGCCUGAGGCACCUCCGAGAGGGGCACUCCUGACCCGCUCCCCCCCGCUCCCCUCACGGCGUUCCCUCCCUCCCCUCACGGCGUUCCCUCCCUUCUGACUGAGCCCGGGGAUCGCUGGCUCCACUCGUCCCCCGCCCGGCGGCUCCCUGCCCGCCCCGGGGUGUGUCCGGCCGGUCCCGCUCCGGGCACGGCUGCGGGCACGGCUCGGCCCGGCUGUCGGCCAUGGCCGUGGGGAAGGCCCCGUGCCGGCGGCGCAGCAGCGACUCGGGCGUGGAGCCGGACCGCGGGGCGCGGCCCUGGGACAGGGACCGCAGCGCGCUCUCCCAGAAGAAGAGGGACCAGCGCAUCGCGCUCUUCCUCAGCGACUUCGACCAGCAGGCCAAGGAGCACAUCCAGGAGAUGAAGAAGGAGCUCGAUUCGCUCUUGCAGACAGCGGAGAAGGCGUUUGCCGUGGAGCUGCUGACGAUGCCGGCCGCCGUGAGGAAGAUGAGAAGGAAAGAGGUGCUCGAUUUGCAAGGACGGGAGGAAAUGGCUCUUGCUGCUGCAGUGACUGACUGCUCUGUAGAAGACAUGCCAAAUCCCAAACUGGUGAGGACCAACAGCAAAAAAGUUAAGGUAACUACAAUUGUUGAAUAUGAAGAUACCAAGCACAGUUCUGCAAAGAAAAUAACUAAAAAAAUCUCCAAAACCAGGUCGCUGGUUUCACUGACCUCUGGUUUAAGUGGCAAACUGAACUCUCUUUCUAGUGCCACAAAUCACAAAGCCACUCCAAAGGGAGCUAGAAGUGCUGGAUUACAACAGACUGUCUCAAGAACUUUACCUGCCAGUGGAAGAGCUCAAGGCAUGUUAAAGAGAAGUAAAUCAGUACCCCAACAUAAAAGUGUUCCAUUUGUCAACAUUCCCCUGGCUGAUGGACAGACUCUGUGCACGGCUGGUGGAGACCUCCGCAAUAUUGAUGUGCAGCUCCUAAACCAGGACACAGUACAGCACAUCCAUAACCUGGUGAGUGAGCUGACUGUCCUGUGUGGAAAGGUAACACCUAAACCAAGUUAAUGGAACUGUCUACUGGUGACUACAGAACAUUGGUGACUGCUCUUGCCUGCUGCCUCCCUAGUGUUGAAAUAAUGUCUAUUAUGUCUUAAUAAAGCUGUAUACUGCCCAGUAAAUGUUUAUAAUAAGCCUUUAUAUCAUGUGAUGUG